Molecule: messenger RNA, 1516 nt
Organism: Leptonychotes weddellii (Weddell seal)
Lineage: Eukaryota; Metazoa; Chordata; Mammalia; Carnivora; Phocidae
Source: RefSeq, a predicted model, not a curated record
ACGAAGACAGCAUUACAACAACAAAAAGAAAAUAUCCAGGAAUAAAUUUAAGAAGAAAUGGGUUGGCCCUAUGCAAAAACUAUAAAGCAUUAUGAGAAAGAUACAAAGACUUGAUUAAAUGGACAGACAUAUUUUAUAUUUGGAUAGAAAGACUAUUGGUUUAAAGAUGACAAUUCUCUUUAAUCUGUGCAUUUACUUGGAGCCCAAUAAAAAUAGCAAUAUGAUUUUAGGUAGCUGUUCCUUUGAGCUCAAACGUAGCCCAACUAUGAACGGGCGAGUUGAAGCAGAGCUAACAGGGGUUCCUCACUGCUGAGACAUCUGAACAUCAAGCUUAUUUCUCUGAGAACCCACCUGAAUUGAUACUUUUCCUAAUGUAGACAACACCAAGCCACAUAUCUAGUUUUGUCCUAAGUGAAAGCCCUGACUUCUUUUUGCUCAUGACCUAGCCCCAUACCGCAAAAUCAACCAAAGAAUUUCUGUGGAUCCUGUCACCUCUGAACACGAACUAAUGUGUCAGGCUGAGGGUUUCCCUGAGGCUGAAGUCAUCUGGACAAGCAGUGACCAUCGAGUCCUGAGUGGCAAAACCACCAUCACUAAUUCCAACAGGGAGGAGAAGCUUUUCAAUGUGACCAGCACACUGAGAAUCAACACAACAGCUUACGAGAUUUUCUACUGCACUUUUCGAAGAUCAGGUCCUGAGGGAAACAGAAACAAUACUGCUAAGUUGGUCAUUCCAGAACCCCCUCCAGUUCCACCAAAUGAGAGGACUCACUUCGUGGUUCUGGGAGCUGUCCUGGUGUUUCUUGCUGUAACUCUGGCAGUCAUCUGUCUCAAGAGAAAUGGGAAAAUGAUGGAUGUGGAAGAAUGUGGCAUCCGAGAUAGGAACUCAAAGAAACAAGAUGAUAUACAAUUUGAAGAGACAUAAACCAGCAUUGAAACUCCUGAUCUUAAAGCAGGGAUUCUCAGCCUGUGGUUUGAGUUUGGCAGAGCUAUGCAUGACCAGAGCAGUGCAGUGGGCCAGGCGAGCUGCAGAUGCUCUAGGACUUACCAGAUCCAAUCACUCAACAGCGGAAGCUGGGAGAGAAGAGGAGAACAAAGCAAGAAGGAGCAGAGCGGGUAGCCUGCAAGGAGACCUUGGUACUUCAAAAUGACUGGGAGACUCAUGGGCGCCUACGGGAGAGAGGAGGGACGCUUCUGAAAGAUGAGCCCCCACACAAAUCGUCCAUCGCUCAUCCUAGGAAAACAAGUUGAGAUUCCCUGAUUUAAUGGUCAGUUCCUGCAGAAGUGCCCUCUGCCUUCACUCAACGUCUCUGUCGUCUGUAUGACUGAGAGUCCCAGUGUUGCAACAGUAUUUAAGUAUGUUAUUUCUAUUUAUUUUGAGUCUUUGGAGUCUUGUCACGUGAGUGUGGUUGUGAAUGAUUUCUUUUGAAGAUAUAUUGUAGAAGAAGUUAAAAUGUUGUCACAAAACUGAACUUACUGCUUAGUGAAUUGUGCAUGUUCAGUAAAAUGAGUAGUA